Molecule: messenger RNA, 1523 nt
Organism: Diospyros lotus (date-plum)
Lineage: Eukaryota; Viridiplantae; Streptophyta; Magnoliopsida; Ericales; Ebenaceae
Product: probable pectinesterase/pectinesterase inhibitor 36
Exons: 3
Coding region: 1-1449 (482 amino acids)
Biological process (GO): cell wall modification
Molecular function (GO): pectinesterase inhibitor activity; pectinesterase activity
Source: RefSeq, a predicted model, not a curated record
AUGUCUACUUGGCUCCCCGCCUUUCUUUUUUUCUUAGCCACCGCCAACACUAUCUCGUGCACAAGCCGGGACCGUGAACUGGUUCAAGCAGCUCUAGCCGAGAUCCGCACUGCUACGGACUGGGCUCGAGCCUCCCUCGGACUACUGGAUCUGGAUCAAGAACGAGAGAUUAAUGAUUACCAUCAUGUUGGCGUGCCUCUAGCCGACUGCUUCAAGCUGUAUGAAGAAGCUGACCCGCGGCUCCGUCGGUUGGUCUCCAGCCACGGCUAUACGUGGGACGAUGCUGUAACGUGGCUGAGCGGCGCGCUGGCCAGCCAUAGGAGUUGUUUGGAUGGGCUGGAAGAGAAGGGGUUGCUGGCUCAGGCUCCGCUGGUGGCUCGUAACUUGACUGUGUUGCUGCGAGAAGGUCUGGCCUUGCAUCGGACUGGUAAAAAGGGAUAUCGAUCCCGCAGUAAUGAAAAUUAUGAAGGGGUCUUAGCGUCGUGGAAUGCAGCGAGCUCGAAGGCCGACCUUGUGGUGGCGCAGGACGGCUCCGGCAACCACAGGACGAUCACUGCGGCGGUGGCUGCACUUGCUCAUCAAGGUCGAUCGGGGAGGGCAAUUAUCUACGUGAAAUCUGGUGUUUACAAGGAGAAAGUGGAGAUUAAGGGGAGCAUCAAGAACCUGAUGCUUGUCGGAGACGGCAUCGACAAAACCAUUGUCACCGGCAACAAAAAUGUUGUGGAUGGUGCAACUACUCUGAGUUCAGCCACAUUUGGAGUAUCCGGUGACGGCUUUUGGGCGAGGGACAUAACGUUCGAGAACACCGCCGGACCCCAAAAAAACCAGGCGGUGGCGCUGCGGGUGAGCUCUGACCUCGCCGUGUUCUAUCGUUGCAGCAUCAAAGGCUACCAGGACACUCUCUACAUCCACUCCCAGCGCCAAUUCUACCGCGACUGCCACAUCUACGGCACCGUAGACUUCAUCUUCGGCGAUUCCCCCGCCGUCUUCCAGAACUGCGACAUCUUCGUGCGGCGGCCAAUGGACCACCAAUCCAACAUGAUCACCGCCCAGGGCAGGGACGACCCCAACGAGAACACCGGCAUCUCCAUCGUGAACUCUCGCGUCGUUGCGGCGCCGGAGUUCGGCGACGUCAAAGGCCGGUUCCGGAGCUACUUGGGCCGGCCAUGGAAGAGAUACUCGAGGACCGUGUUUCUGAAAACCAACCUUGAUGGCUUGAUUGAUCCCAAGGGGUGGACUGAAUGGAGAGGCGACUUUGCUCUUUCGUCUCUUUACUAUGGUGAGUAUAUGAAUUCCGGCGCCGGCGCUUCUACUGCCGGAAGGGUCAGAUGGCCCGGCUUUCAUGUGAUUAGCGAUGCUAGAGAAGCUAGUUCUUUCGCCGCGAAGAAUUUUAUUCAGGGGGAUCAGUGGAUUCCGGCCUCUGGUGUGCCGUUUUGGGCUGAGGUUUGAUUUUCACCGAAGAUACAUAUGAAGAUCAGGCGGCUGCAGGGACUGCAGUGCUACGUACGCUUGUGACAAUGGCU